Molecule: messenger RNA, 464 nt
Organism: Balearica regulorum gibbericeps (East African grey crowned-crane)
Lineage: Eukaryota; Metazoa; Chordata; Aves; Gruiformes; Gruidae
Source: RefSeq, a predicted model, not a curated record
CAAGAAUUCUCAAAUCAUGGCGGGGAAACCCAAGCUGCACUACACCAAGGGGAGGGGGAAGAUGGAGUCAAUCCGAUGGCUGUUAGCAGCAGCUGGGGUUGAGUUUGAGGAAGAAUUCAUAGAAACGAAGGAAGACCUAGAGAAAUUACGCAAUGAUGGAUCCCUGCUGUUUCAGCAAGUGCCCAUGGUGGAGAUGGAUGGGAUGAAGAUGGUGCAGACCAGAGCCAUCCUCAGCUACAUAGCGGCAAAGUACAACCUCUAUGGAAAAGACCUGAAGGAGAGAGCAUGGAUUGAUAUGUAUGUGGAGGGAACAACAGAUCUGAUGGGAAUGAUCAUGUAUCUCCCUUUUCAGCCAGCUGACACGAAAGAAAAGAAUCUUGCCUUAAUCAUUGAACGAGCUACAACCAGGUACUUUCCUGUUUAUGAAAAGGUAAGUGAUAAAUCACCAGUAGUCCACGAAGACA